AUGUCAGCUGCUGCCAUCCAUUCUACUCCUUCAGUCCAAUCCAUAGCUGAAGGAUUAUCAAAAUUAGGUUUGGAACAACCAGAAACUAUUAAAGAUUCCAAUCCAGACUUUAACAUCUUGGAUGUUUUGAGAAACUAUAUUACCACUGAAUUGCAUGCAGUUAGUGGUGUUGAUAAGGCCAUCAUUUUUGAUGCUUUAAACAUUCCUGCAACUUUAGAUAAAGGGGAUUUACUUGUUCCAUUACCAAGAUUGAGAUUGAAAGGUAUCGAUUUAAAAGCUAAAGCUAUUGAGUGGUCUGAAAAUUUCAACAAGGGUAAAUUUUUAUCAGAAGUUAGACCUGAAGGUCAAUUUUUGCAAUUUUACUUCAAUAAAUCUCUUUUAUAUAAUACUGUUAUUAGAGAUACUUUAUUGAGAACUACUGAAUAUGGUGCUUUACCUUUAGGCGUUGGUAAGAAAAUCAUUGUUGAAUUUUCGUCUCCAAACAUUGCUAAGCCUUUCCAUGCUGGUCAUUUAAGAUCAACCAUUAUUGGUGGGUUUUUAUCUAACUUAUAUGAAAAAGCUGGUUGGGAUGUUACCAGAAUCAAUUAUUUGGGUGAUUGGGGUAAACAAUUUGGUAUUUUAGCAAUUGGUUUCUCUAAAUACGGUAGUGAAGAAUUAUUAGCUAAAGAUCCAAUUAAUCAUUUAUUUGAUGUUUAUGUCAAAAUUAAUAAAGAUAUCACCGAAGAAGGUGAAGAUAAAGAAGAUGGUACCAAUGCUAAAGCUAGAGACUAUUUUAAAAAAAUGGAAAAUGGUGAUGAAGAAGCUUUAGCUAUCUGGAAAAGAUUCAGAGAAUUAUCCAUUGAAAAAUAUGUUGAUACUUAUGGUCGUCUUAAUAUUAAAUACGAUGUUUACUCUGGUGAAUCUCAAGUUUCUCGUGAAAGUAUGCAAAAUGCUACUCAAAUCUUUGCUGAUAAAGGUUUAAUUCAUGAAGAUAGAGGGGCCAAAUUAAUUGACUUGACUAAAUUCAAUAAAAAAUUAGGUAAAUGUUUAGUUGAAAAAUCAGAUGGUACCUCAUUAUACUUGACUAGAGAUGUUGGUGAAGCUAUUAAACGUUAUGAUCAAUAUAAAUUUGAUAAAAUGAUUUAUGUCAUCGCCUCUCAACAAGAUUUACAUGUUGCUCAAUUUUUUGAAAUUUUAAAACAAAUGAAUUUCCCAUGGGCUAAGAAUUUAGAACAUGUUAAUUUUGGUAUGGUUCAAGGUAUGUCCACUAGAAAAGGUACCGUUGUCUUUUUAGAUAACAUCUUGGAAGAAACUAAAGAAAAAAUGCAUGAAGUCAUGAAAAAGAAUGAAGAUAAAUAUAAACAAAUUGAAAACCCUGAUAAGAUUGCUGACUUAAUCGGUAUUUCUGCUGUUAUGAUUCAAGACAUGCAAUCUAAACGUAUUAAUAACUACGAAUUUAAAUGGGAUAGAAUGACCUCUUUUGAAGGUGACACUGGUCCUUACUUACAAUACGCUCACUCCCGUUUGAGAUCAGUUCAAAGAAAAUCUAACAUCGAUGAAUCUAAAUUAGCUGAUGCGAACUACGACUUAUUGGUCGAACCAUGUGCUGAAAACUUGAUUAGGACCUUGGCCCAAUACCCAGAUACCAUCAAGAAAGCCUUGAAAAAUCACGAACCAUCAACUAUCGUCACCUACUUAUUCAGUUUGACCCAUAUUGUCUCUCAAUGUUACGAUAUCUUAUGGGUUGCCGGUCAAACUGAAGAAUUGGCUACCGCUAGAUUAGCUUUAUACGCUUCCGCUAGACAAGUCUUAUAUAACGGUAUGGUCUUGUUAGGUUUGACCCCUGUUGAUAGAAUGUAA
Hyphopichia burtonii NRRL Y-1933 is the source of this 1839-nucleotide messenger RNA. Its product is annotated as arginine--tRNA ligase. Gene Ontology annotation, cellular component: cytoplasm; mitochondrion. NCBI's taxonomy places the organism in Eukaryota, Fungi, Ascomycota, Pichiomycetes, Serinales, Debaryomycetaceae. Gene Ontology annotation, biological process: mitochondrial translation; arginyl-tRNA aminoacylation. Bases 1 to 1839 code for a protein of 612 amino acids. The record is from RefSeq and is a predicted model, not a curated record. Gene Ontology annotation, molecular function: arginine-tRNA ligase activity; ATP binding. The transcript has a single exon.